This is a messenger RNA of Chanos chanos (milkfish), 1512 nucleotides long. RefSeq names its product solute carrier family 19 member 3a (gene slc19a3a). The coding region runs from base 1 to 1512 and encodes 503 amino acids. Gene Ontology annotation, cellular component: plasma membrane. Gene Ontology annotation, molecular function: vitamin transmembrane transporter activity. The record is from RefSeq and is a predicted model, not a curated record. Gene Ontology annotation, biological process: transmembrane transport; vitamin transport. Lineage: Eukaryota; Metazoa; Chordata; Actinopteri; Gonorynchiformes; Chanidae. The transcript has 6 exons.
AUGGAAGCUCUGAAGCGCUGGAGAGCAGGAUGGGGCUAUCCCACUUCUUUGCUGUGCGUGUAUGGUUUCUUCAGCACCGUGAAACCGCUCGAACCCUUUCUCAUACCGUACCUGACCGGGCCUGACAAGAACCUGACCAUGGAAGAGGUGACCAAUCAGAUAUUUCCAGUGUGGACAUACUCUUACUUGGCCUUGCUGGUCCCCGUCUUCUUGCUCACCGACUGGCUGCUUUACAAACCUGUGGUGGUAUUCCAAUGCGUUGCCCUUUUUGUGACCACGGCGAUGUUGCUGUGGCUACAGGGCGUGGCAGUGAUGCAGGCCAUGCAGUUUUUUUAUGCUGUCGUGACGGCGUGCGAGGUGGCCUACUUCUCUUACAUAUACAGCAUGGUGGCUUUACGGCACUAUCGCAAAGCUACAUCAUACUGCCGUACUGCCCAGCUCUUGGGCUACACCGUGGGAUCUGUUCUCGGACAGCUCCUGGUGUCAUUUGACCUUCUGUCCUACCACUACAUCCUAGUGUUCACGCUAGUGCUGACUGCCAUCGCCCUGGUGACUUCGUUUAUUUUGCCAAUGCCUCAGCGGAGUAUGUUCUUUCACAAAGGUAUUGAUGAUCAAGAUGAGGAUAAUGCAGAAGGGGAGGAUGGGAAAGUGGAAAAGGGGAGACCCCCAGAGACAGGGGAACUAGAAGGCGGAACAUUUAAAGCACCAUCUCAGCAUGAGGCAAAACUUAGUAGUAGAGGUAGCAGUAGCCAUGAGAGAUCUAGUUCAGAGGUCUCUGCUGAAACUGGAGGGACGGAUGCAGUGCCUGAAGGUUGUGGGAGUGCACUGGUCAUGCUUUGGAAAGACUUCCGACAGUGCUACUCCAGCCGUGAGCUGCUGUACUGGUCAGUGUGGUGGGCUCUGGCAACCUGUGGCUAUAACCAGACGGUAAAUUACGUCCAGGCACUGUGGGAACACGUAGAGCCCUCCAGCAACUUCACCAUCUACAACGGAGGAGUGGAGGCAGUCUCUAACUUAUUUGGAGCAGCCACUGCAUAUGGGAUAGGUUUUACCACAGUGGACUGGUCUUACUGGGGAGAACUAGCCCUGGGAGGGUUCUCUGGGCUUGGAGGUGGGGCACUGUAUCUGAUGGUUUUCAUCGGUAACAUCUGGGUUUGCUACGCCGGUUACGUCAUCUUCAAAUGUCUCUACAUGUUACUCAUCACCAUAGCAAUGUUCCAGAUUGCUGCUGGCUUGUCUAUGAAACGCUAUGCGCUUGUCUUUGGAGCCAACACCUUCUGUGCCCUAGUCAUCCAGACAAUUCUGACCUUCAUAGUGGUGGACAGCAGGGGACUGGGCCUAGACAUUGUCACACAGUUCAUCAUUUACGGGACCUAUUUCUCUGGCAUGGCCCUGGUUUUCUUCUUGAGGGGACUGUACACCAUACUGAAUGUACGUAGAAGACGUCAUGUAGAGAGCAAAUCUACUGGUGAACCACAGUGUGUGAAGAUGACUGACAUAGAAACAAACUAG